Knipowitschia caucasica is the source of this 267-nucleotide messenger RNA. The record is from the annotation of a GenBank genome assembly. NCBI's taxonomy places the organism in Eukaryota, Metazoa, Chordata, Actinopteri, Gobiiformes, Gobiidae.
AUGGGGAGGAUGAGGAGGAUGGGGAUUCACAAUGCUAAUGAGGAGGAUGGGGAGGUUGAGGAGGCUGGAGAGGCUAAAGAGGAUGAGGAGGCUAAGAAGGAUGAGAAGAAUGAGGAGGAGGGGGAGGGUGAAGAGAAUGAGGAGGCUGGGCCUGAGGAAGCUAAGGAGGCUGUGGUUCUGCUGCUACAGGACCUUCUUACUCUGAAGCACACGGCCUGUGCCACUGUGUCGUCCUACUUUGUGGUGAAAAUGAGCAGUGUUGGGUAA